UGUUAGGUGUUGUGCAUGUCUGGGGAGGGAGCAAUAACGCACCUCUGAAUACUGGACCCACAGUGAAAUAUUAGACCCACUCUGAGUCAUGAGAGAGUUGUCCCUCUCCUCUGCUGUUGCCCCACACUCCUCCACCACCAGCUGCCUCUGUCCAUCCAUCCAUCCAUGCCCCCCCCACCUAAAAAUACACUCCUGCUCUCACUGAGGAAAAUCCCUGUGCGUUGACCUAGCUUGAACACACACACACACACACACACACACACUGGAGUCGGUUGGCCUACCCUUCUCUCCAUGGAAACUAUUCCUCUGUAAUUAACUGGAUGAAACACACUUUUCUGGAGAGGACUGGAUGACGCGGCUGGAAGUCAGGAAGUGACUCGAGUUAUAACUACGAGCUCAGAAGAAAAUGUAUUUAAAAAAAACACAGUGGCGCAACAGAGCUGGAACAAACGGCUCGCAACCUUCAGGGAGAUCUGAGUUUGCAGAGCUGAUUAAGUGAAAUAGUCACCAGCAGAUAAGGCUGUUCCAGUGACAGGGACAGUCGGGAUCAAAGUCUAUAGGUAUGGCUGAACACUGUUCACUCUGUACCUCUGCACACUGUGCCCAAUGGAGAGCAAGAUGAACUUUGCAUACUGCUGCAUCACCAGUAGACACUUUUUGCAUAUCCUGUCUCACACUCUGUGUCACUGGCUGCUGUCAUUGAAGGAAAGAGGGAGGGUGAACUCAUUCUAGAGGCAGCAGACCUAUAUUACAACAACCCCCCCACCCCCACCCAGGCUUGACUAAGCUGCAUGUGGAUUACUGCCAGAGAGAGAGAAAGAGCAAGAGAGAGAGAGAGAAGUUGUCAGUGCGGUUGUUUGGUUGAAACUUCAGCUUCAUAUCAGGCGUUUAUAGCCUGUGUGGAAGACAAUGAGCAGGGCGGAAUCGGUUCCUCUUUACUGAUGCCCUAAUUGCCAGUUCUGUUUACAGCUAUUUCUUUUUGGUACAUGGCGACAUCUUUAAUGUUUUCUUUUUUUUUCAAAUCUGUGCGUGAUUCAAGUUACUGCAAAUGAGCGCAAGUCUCAGCUUGUGUGAGGUUCAUCAUCAUCAUCAUCAGCAGCAGCAGCGGCAGCAGAGGAGGAGGAAGAAGGACACCUUUUAAGGAGCAGAAGCUGCGGACUAAGUUGGAUUAUUGUUGCGCGCGGGAGAGUGUGAUUUCCUCCUUUUAUCUCGUGUGUUAAGUUUUAUUUCACCUCGGGCAGUCAUGACUUCGGUGUGGAAAAGACUGCAGCGGGUCGGGAAGAAGGCUUCAAAGUUUCAGUUUGUCGCGUCUUACCAGGAACUCGCACUGGAGUGCACCAAGAAAUGGCAACCAGACAAACUGAGGGUGGUGUGGACCAGGAGGAACAGACGCAUGUGUUCCAAGCUCCACAGUUGGCAGCCUGGAAUCAAGAACCCCUACAGGGGCAUGGUGGUGUGGCCGGUCCCAGAGAACAUCGACAUCUCUGUUACACUAUUCAAGGAGGCCAACGCUGACGAGUUUGAGGACAAAGAGUGGACCUUUGUCCUUGAGGGUGAGAAUAAGGGGCAUCGUAAGGUGCUGGCAUCAGCUGACAUCAACCUGAAGAAGUUCGCCAGUCCCAUGCCGACCCAGACUGACCUGACGCUUAAGCUGAAACCACUGUCUGUGAAAGUGGUGGAGGCCACGCUCAAGCUCUCACUGUCGUGUGUCUUUGUUCGCGAGGGAAAAGCCACCGAUGAAGACAUGCAGAGUCUGGCGAGCCUGAUGAGCGUCAAACCCUCAGACAUCGGCAACCUGGAUGAUUUCAAUGAGAGCGAUGAAGAUGAGGACAAGAAGUCUGUCACUGCUACAGUGGUCCCACACACUCUAACUCGCCCAAAUCGCCCCGCUCCCCCUCCACCAGACAAGCGAAACUCCACCGGACCCACUUUUCCAGCCUCAGCGUCUGGACGUGAUGGCGGGCCUCCCAGUCCUGCCGUCCUCGCUCGCCCUCCCCUACCUAUUGCUCCUUGCCCCUCGCCCCGUCGCUCUCGACACCCGUUCUCCACCGCCCCUGUCCAAUCAGAGAUCCAGCCUCCCCAAGCCCCCUCCCCUCAACCCUCACCCAGGUCCAAGCAUAAAAAAUUGACCAACCCUGUUCCCCCUGAGCCUCCUGCUUUAUCUGACCCACAACAUCCAAGCUCCCAGGUCCCAGCAGCUACUUCCUCAAUCCAGAGUGCAUCCCCUGUCCUGCCUCUCUCUGAUGUGUCCCCUGCCAGCCCUCCAUCACCCAAAUCCUCCAAGACGACCACAAUCGCCCCUUCCUCUUCCCCCCAUCCUCCAUCUCUGAAAUGCUCUGAACCUGUAUCUCCUUUACCUUCUGCCCCAGUGGAGCCUUCUUUAGCAGUUCCCUCAGUUCCCUCCAAUCCUUCUUCAUCCGAUAACUAUGAAGGUCCUGCACAUUUAAACACCCCCUCUAAGCUGUCCCUGAAACCUACCAGUACACCUGCAACUGGCAUCACUUCUUUAACUCCCAAACAUCCCUCCACUGCAUUGCCAUCAACCAAGACUGUCUUGACAUCAUCCUCAGCAGCUCCCCAAAUGUCUUCUCUCACCACUCUCACCACUCUGACCCAUAAGCCCAUCUCUGCUACCUCUCAUCCUCCCCCCUCCAAAUCCUCCUCACCCUCAAAGCCCACCCUGUCCUCCGAGCCCUCGUCCUCUCACCCUCCUCUCACCCGGAGCCUCUCUCAGCCUCCCUCUCUGCCCAGAAUCUUCCAGUCAGACUCGGCAAAAGUUCCUGCGUCGUAUCAACGGCGCCCCCCGGAGGAUCAAACUGUAGAUGAUCCUAUUUCAGCCACUGUAGUUCGCUCCCACAUUUUCAAACCUCAGAUUGUCAAGUCAAUCGCCCGCCCUUCUUCUCCCUCACCAUUUUCUGCUGAUGCCCCUCCAGUGGCUUCAGCACCUCCUGUCCCCAAAUCUUACCCCUGUAGCUCUGAGUCAGGUGAUCUGGGGGCGUGGCUGACGUCUGAGUCUGCUCUGAUUGGAGGAGCCGUCACCCCUAUCCCUCUGCUGAGUAGUCCCGAUCUCGACGCUCUGUGCGACCCCGCUGCUCCAACCCUCCCUGCCUCUCUUCCACGCUCAUCACCCCCUCGCUCCUCCUCUUUUUCCACCUCUGUUUUGUUUUCCUCUCCUCACCCUCAUCUUGCUGUCUCUCCUUCUGCUCCUCCUGCUCCGAUCAGCUCCUGCCAGCCAGGCUCAACAUUCACUUUUGCUCAGACAGACAAGGAAACAUCUCCAAGCCCUCUGAGCCGAGGUCAAGAAGUGGCCAACAUCACAGUUUCCAACCAGACCAACAGACCGGGCCAGGACUCAAAGGCGGCCAUCACAGACAACAAGGCUGAGCCAGGACGGAUCAGUCCUGCCCAAUCCCGCUCAGAGCUGAUCAUAGCCCCACCCCCUCCAUGGCCGUUCUCCUGCUGUGAGAGCUCCACCCCCCAGCAGCCCACCACCACUGUUGUGGCGGCUUUUAUCACUCCUAAACAGCCAAAUGUUCAGAGGGGAAUCGAUUUGAAAAAGCCAGUCAGCGAGCUGCAGAAUAUUAUUAGGUUCUCUGAGACCGAAAAGGCGCCUCUGGCAAAGCCUGAGCCCGAGCCUGACUUUGACAGCAUCAUCUUUGAGUCGUUUAACCAAGAUUCAGGGGGCUUGUUUCUGGAAGAGGAUGACUCUAAGAUGGAUACUAUCAAAAGGUGUCCUCCGGGUCUUGAACAGAAAACCAAUGAAAAGGCCUGUGGAGAAAAGGCGUCACUGACAGAACAGUUAGAGGGAGCAGCGGUGCAGAAAGAGGAGGUGGUGAAGGCAGAGCAGGAGAAGCAGAAGGAAAAAGAAAUCCUGAAAAAACAAGAGGAGGAAAGGAGGAGGAAGGAGGAAGAGCAGAAAGCAGAGCUCCUGAAGCAGGAGGAGAGGAGAAAACAUGAGGAAGAGAAGAAGAGACUGUUGGAGGAGGAGAAGAGGAGGCUCCUGCAAGAGGCGGAGGAGGUCAAGAAGGAGAGGGAAAGGAGGAAACGCGAGGAGGAGAGACUCCUGAAGGAGAAGAGAGAUAAGCAGGAAAAGCUGAGGGAGGAAGAGGAGAAGAGGAAGCGGGAGGCGGAGAAGGAGAGGAAGAAGAGAGAGCAGGAGAGGAGACUCCUCGAGGCGGAGGAGGAGAAAGACAGACUUCAGAGGGAGGAGGAGAGGAGACGUGAGAGAGAGAGGUUCAUGACGAAGAUGAAGGAGGAGGAGGAGAAAAGGAUGGAGGAGAAGAGAGAGCUUGAGGAGCAAAAAAAGAGGAGGGAGGAAGAGAAAAAGAGGCUCCUGGAGGAGGAGGAGAGGAAGAAGAUGGAGGAGAAACGCUUGAAGGAGGACAAAGAGAAGGAGCAACAGAAGAUGAAAGAGGAGGAAGACAGAAGAAGGAAGGAAGAGGUGGAGAAUAAACGUCUACAGGAGGAGGAGGAGAGAAAGAAAAAGGAGGAAGAAGAGAAGAGGAAGAAGAUAGAGGAGGAGAUGAAGAGAGUCAAAGAAGCAGAGGAGAGAAAAAAGAGGGAAGUGGAAGAAAAAGAGAGACUACUGAAAGAGGAGAAGGAGAGGGAGGAGAAAGAGAAGGAGAGACUCUUAAAGGAGGAGCAAGUAAGAGUGGAGAAGAAGAAAAAAGAAGAGGAGGAAAGGCGGAAAAGAGAGGAUGAGAAAAGACGUCAAGAAGAGGAAGAGGCGAGGAGGAAAGAAAGACUCUUAAAGGAGCAGAGAGAAAUGGAAAGGAUGCAAAUGGAGGAGGAGAGGAGGAAGAGGGAGGAAGACGAAAAGAAGAGACAACUGCAAGCAGAGCAGAGGAGGCAGGAGGCAGAGAAGAAGAAAAAAGAGGAGGAAAAGAAGAGGAGGGAAGAGGAGGAGAAGCGAGAGAAAGAGGAGAAAGAGAGAGCAGAGAGGAGAGUGAAGGAGGAAGAAGACAGGAAAAAGAAAGAGGCGGAACAGAAAAGGAAACAGCAGGAGAAAGAAGAGAUGGAAAGAAGAAAGAAGAAGGAGGAGGAAGAAAGGAGAGUCAGGGAGGAGGAAGAGAGGAGGAGGACAGAGGAACGAGCAGCUCCAGUCUGCAGUCUGGAGGUCAACAGAUCAGAUGAGGACAAGCAGAAGAUGAGAACUUUAGUUUCAUCUUCCUCUUCUUCUUCUUCUUUGCCAUUUUCUCUGCUAAACACACACACCAACAUCCCUCCACCCAGCUUCACAAACACACCUCCUCCCAAUCUGUUACCCGCCGCCUCCCACCUCCCUCCCCCGAACACGUCCGAGCAGCAGCUGCCCUCACACAUUCUCGGCCAAUCACGAUCGAGACCGUCGACCCUUCAGUCAGUUAACAAACCGAGCUCUGCCGCCGUAGACUCCAACAAAGACCGUCCCCAACCCUCUCUCAUAAAGGAAGGUUCAUUGUCAAACAUUAUUGUCCCAGAAAAGAAAAUAUCUGCCACAUGUACUCCUCCACCUGGCAUCCGUUCAGAACCCACUGUUCAGCCCCUUGCUCAGGAUAAACCAAUCACAUUAGAGGUCUUGACCCAGGAGCCACCUCCAAAGAGGAUGAGUGCUGCAGAGAUUCCUCUGUGGAAAGUGCUAGAAGGGAGAAGUGGGAAAGAUACACCUGAAAAAAUCUCUGCCGAGGAGAGUGCAAAACCUUUGUGCAGAGGCUCACACACAGAAGAUGCUGCUAAGGUGGACACCCCUGUCAGGCAGGAGCACGAGCCAAUCACAGCCAAGGAGUCAGGGACACAUCACAUAGUGCCACCACCUCCUGCUCAACCCGCUGCACCAUCAGUUAAAGAGGAACCCAAAGAGCCAGAGGGACCCAGUGUGGAACCAGCAACCUCACUCGAGGUUUCCCCCAAACCGGUCGGGGAGCGCACGGCUUUGGCGCUGGAGCCGCUGCUGCCCUCAAAACCAGAACCGGGACUGCGGCCGGAACCAGUUCUCCAGCCAUCAGGAAAGCCACAGGGGGAGGGAGCAGAUGAGGAGAAACCAGCAGACAGCGUGGCUCGUGGUGAGGAGAGUUUCGUCAACAACGAGGAGCCAGUGUGCGAGGCAGAAAAGCAGCUGUGGGCAGCCGUGGAGGAGACCACAGCGGAGACGGGAGCAGAGAGAGGGAUGGAAAGUAGUGAGAGCACUGACGAGAAGGAAGAGAAGGAGCAGGAGGAGGAGGGUGUAAUAGGGGGCUAUGAGACAGUGGCCUCCAUCCUGCACACAACUGGAUCCACUGAUGCAGGUCCUCCACACCCGUCUGCAGAACAAUCGUGCCUCCUUUUGAGCGAUGAAGAUCAGCUGUUUAUACGUGAAGUAGAUGCAGAGAUGCUGUAUACCUCUGAGCCAGAUGAUGAGUCGCUGAUUGGCGUUGGUGUGGACAUUUCGCCACCCACGGCCUUCUCAGACGCAACAGAAAAUCACACUGUUUUAGUUAAGAAACUAGAGUGCUUACCUACAGUGGAGACACGUGGGCUCAGUUUGGUGGCGAGUCUGCGACUGGCAGCAAGUGAGCAGGAGAAAGAGAGGGAGCAGGAGAGGGAGAGAAGGGAGAAAGAAAGGAUAAUGAGGGAGGAGAGAGACAGGAAGGAGAAGGAAGAGGCAGAAAGGAAGGAGAAAGAGAGGGUGGAAAAGGAGGAAAGAGAGAGGUUGACAAAGGAGAGAGGGGAGAUGGAGAGGAAGGAGAGAGAAAGGAUGGAGAGGGAAAAGGAAGAGGAGAGAAAGAGGUUGGAAAAUGAGAGGGAAGAGCUGGAGAACAAGCAAAGGGAGGAGAGGGAAAAGGCAGAAAGAGAAAGUGAGCAGCAGAGGGCAGAUAGGGAGAAGAAGAAAAAAGAAGAGGAAGAAGAAAGGGCAGAAAAGAAGAUGGAAAGGGAAAAAAACAAAAAGGGAGAGGUGGGCAGGAUGAUGGAAAAAGAAGAGAAACCGCAACAGAGACAAGAGAUCCUUUCUGACUCUAAAUCAGUGCAAAGCAACCAAAAAGAUGAGAACAUCCAAUCAACUGACUGUCCGCCACUGAGAGAGGCAGACCUGGAUGAUAUUGCAUAUGAUGAGAGGUUACAGGGCAAUGAGGAGGAGUCAGAAAGCAAAUCUGAUCCCAAAUCAGUGAAAAUGAUCGACCCUGAAGCUGAAAUCAAACUGGUUUCGGCCAGACCAAUUGAUUCAGUCCCUGCAGACAUACCAACAAAUAAACUUGAUUCCAGAUCAGACAAACCUGAUGACUCUGAUAUUGCUGUUAAGAAAGGCCUGGAUCAUUCUGCUCUGAGAUCAGUUAGAAAAGGCAAGCCAAACCUUAAAUCUGGUGCCAUCCCAGUGUGGAUGAGAGAGGAGGAGGAUGAGGAGGUGGAGUAUGAGAGAGGACAUGAGGAUCUUGGCUCCAUCUGGCUGGCUGAGCUUUACAUGGAAGGGGAAGCAGGCCCAGGCCACCCAUCCCCUGCUGUAGCUCAGAAGCCCUCCUCACUUCCCUUCAGCGAACAAACCCUUUACAAGAGCUCUGCUGUCAGUCAGCCAAAUAAACCAGAACCUCCCGAUUCCCUAACCAAUCAGGCUGGCCGUCCUCAUCCUAACCCUGCUUUGGUGUCUAAGCAAGAGGAAAGAAUCAGUCAGACAACUAGGGCAAAACCUGCUCUCAGACACAGUGAGGCACAAAAACAGCCAAUGAAAGAGCAGAGUGAUGAUGACAGAAAAACCGGUCACAGCCAGGAGGUGGCAGCCAAUGAGGAGGCAGAACUUGUUCAGUCGUCGGUGGUGCCUUGGCCGCUUCCUCCAAGCGCAAACACUAGUAGCAUACACUGUGACUUAAAUAACACCAAGACAUAUACUGACACUCACAUCAACAAGACACACGAUGACAAAACAGCCACAGAUUCACGCAAGAGUCUUGAAAUGAGGGACGAUAAAGACAUGAAUCCCUCCAAGAGCCCGAGCUUAAAUAAGCACACACACCCAACAGAGACUGACGGUACACCAACGGACAACCUCCACACACCGACACACACCCCCGAUCACAGCAAUGUCACCAAAGACCAGCAGCUCCAAGAGGAGGAGAGGUUAUUAUUGGCUAAAAUUCGCCUGAUGACAGGUGAGACAUCACCUGUCUCCAGCCCUCACAGUAUGAAACGGCUUUUCCCUGCCCCCGGUGAUAUUGACUGUGACGCCACAGAGCCCAAGAGCCGAUCAGAAAUCAAACUUAUUGAUCACAAUCAGCGCUCGCUUAUUCCCCACUUUGACGCCCUGCAGGAAAUAUCACUGGCUGAGACAGAGGAGCCACUGGGAGAGGAGGAUGUGCUAAAACACCCACCGGCCGACCUCCCCGACGGUCCAGAGAAGAAACACACAGACAUACACAUCACUCCUCCCCAUCACUGUGAGUUGAAGACAUCUUGGCUUCCUACGUUACCAGAGGAAGAAACCAGUGACGUUACGGCGCCUGAUCCAGUUCCAACAGUCAGAGAGGAGGCUGAUGGGAAGGACGACACAGCGGAGGGCCUGGUGAACUCCAGUCAGUCGCUGCUCCAGUGGUGCCAGGACAUCACCAGCGGGCACCAGGGGGUGAAGGUCACAAACUUCAGCACGUCCUGGAGAAACGGCCUGGCCUUCUGUGCCAUCCUGCAUCACUUCCAUCCAGACAAAAUAGAUUUUGACCAGUUAGACCCUCAUGACAUCAAGCUCAACAACAAAAGGGCGUUUGACGGUUUCGAGGCGCUGGGCAUCUCUCGUCUCUUGGAGCCGUCCGACAUGGUUCUCCUGUCCGUCCCCGACAGGCUCAUAGUCAUGACCUACCUCAGCCAGAUCCGCUCGCACUUCACCAACCAGGAGCUGAGCGUGCUGCAGAUAGAGCACAACAGCAGCCAGUCCAGCUAUGGCCUCGCCCUCUCCGGUCCUGCUCCCACGAACGUCGAUGCCGCCGCCUUCUGCAUGGCCAGACUUAACGAAGGAGUGAGUCUGGAGGAAGGAGGAAGCAGCACGUUGGUCGUCCCGCCACCGAGGACCAAACGAGUAGUUAAAGUCGACGAGUCGAUAACCCCGGUCCCACCCCCAAGGUCCAUUGCCAAGACGGUCAUAUCUGGACUAACUCAGGAUGAAGACACAGUGAUGGAAAACACUAACAAAACAGAGUUGCAGACUGCAGAUGAGACACAGCCUCCCAAGCAAGAAGCAGAAACAAUGUGUCUGCAGGACACCAGUCAGUAUGUGCUGAGUGAGCUGGCAGCGUUGGAGACGGAGCAGAAGCACAUCGACAGCAGAGCCGCCGUGGUGGAGCGACGACUGCGAAGCCUCAUGGAAACAGGAAGUGACCGUGAUGAGGAGGAGAGACUGAUCCAGGAGUGGUUCACUCUUGUGAACAAGAAGAACGCUCUGAUACGCAGACAGGACAACCUGGAGCUACUGCAAGAGGAGCAGGAUCUGGAGCGGAGGUUUGAGCUUCUGACCAGAGAGCUACGGGUCAUGAUGGCUAUCGAAGACUGGCAGAAGUCGUCCACUCAUCAGCAGAGGGAGCAGCUUCUCCUCCAAGAGCUGGUGUCUUUGGUCAACCAACGGGACGAGAUUAUCAGAGACAUCGACGCCAAGGAGAGAGGGGCUCUGGAGGAGGACGAGCGACUGGAGCGCGGUCUAGAGAUGAGGAGGAGAAAAUACAGCAACAAAGACAAAUGUGUCCUCCAGUGAGAAGAGAGGAGGAGCACAAAAGGCUUUUUACUGCUGAGCCCCUGAAGUCACAAAAGAUGAUACUUUUGUAGGUUGUUCAUAAUUUGUGUGCGCAGGAUGAAAACAAAUCUUUCAGGACUUGUGGGGGCUCUGUAUUUUCCUGUUUGUUUUCUAAGUUAAGUGCCUUCAUUUUCCCAGAGAACUGCCAGAUUGAGGCUGCAGACUGUCGUCUUCUUCUCUGUAAAAAUGCUUGUCUGUUCAUGUCACAGUUGAAUUAUUUUCAGUCUGUCUUAACAUAAUAGUAUUAUUUUGAUUCAAUUCACCUAUUUUUAUUUAUUUAAAUGAUGCGUCAGAAAGUUGGACUUCUAUUGCACAUGUGGUGUUUUGUGUGUUUUGUGUGCGUAUUCUUCUGUUCAUUCAGUAUUUGAACACUGGGUUUUCCUGUUUUGUUUGUUUGCUUGUUUUUCAAAAUUAAAGCAGAAUGUGCCAUAUCCUCGUAACUUUUAUGGCAAAUAAUUUAUAGAUGCUUAUGGUAUGCACACAUAAAAAAAGAAACUGCUCUGUUUCUGGUGAUGUUUGUUUUACAUUUCUGUGUCAGACAUUUCCACCCUGAAAAAUAUCUGUUAACAUGUCAAAACAUUUCAGAUGACAUCACACAUGAGAAGUCAUGAGCUGGACUCAAAGCCACAGUGUUGUUUGUACAGUGUACACGUUUUCAACUGCAGGAUGACUCCAAUGUCACAUUUUGAUAAAGCCUGAAAGCAUUUCCAUGUAUUUGCAAUAUUAUACUUUUUUUCUUUGUUAGAUGUUGGAGGUUGAAAGUGUUUUAUUAAGGAGGCUCAUGGUGGUUUGUAACUUAAAGUAUUUAUUUUAAGUGCCUUAAAUCAAUCAUAAUGUAUAUAUGGUUGUGACGCCUGCUUUAUGCACAGAAAUUAACCUGUUUCCUCAUUUCUGUGUUGUUUGACUACUGUAUGCAUGCUUUUUGAGGUGUGCUGAUAAAGUGGUACUCUGCUUCAUAUCAUCACUGUAUGCCUAUCACACUGUAUACCUAAGGUUGCUGUCUUUAUUUAUGUUGAGAAUGAUGUUGAUUAUUAUAGUAAAUAUUGGUUUGUUGUUUA
Seriola aureovittata is the source of this 10779-nucleotide messenger RNA. RefSeq names its product EH domain binding protein 1-like 1b (gene ehbp1l1b). Bases 1244 to 9682 code for a protein of 2812 amino acids. The transcript has 30 exons. Gene Ontology annotation, molecular function: protein binding. Lineage: Eukaryota; Metazoa; Chordata; Actinopteri; Carangiformes; Carangidae. The record is from RefSeq and is a predicted model, not a curated record.